Fusarium odoratissimum NRRL 54006 is the source of this 2560-nucleotide messenger RNA. RefSeq lists its product as uncharacterized. Bases 963 to 1310 code for a protein of 115 amino acids. The record is from RefSeq and is a predicted model, not a curated record. NCBI's taxonomy places the organism in Eukaryota, Fungi, Ascomycota, Sordariomycetes, Hypocreales, Nectriaceae. The transcript has a single exon.
GAGCAUUCCAGCGUGUUAUCCUGUGUCUAUGCUCUGAGAAUAUUGAGUUCUGAGAUAUUCCAGAAGGCUUCGUUAUCUUGGUUUUCUCUCUCGGUUCAGCUGGAUCGAAGGCACCACGAGAGACAAGACGCGGCUCUAUUCCCCUGAUAUUGUCAGGUGCUGCAAGAGUGACAACAGGAUCGGCACGGCAAAUUCGGUGGACAAGAAGAAAUUGGAAUGGUUUCGGAGAAGCCUGGGACUUGGACUUGAACUUGGAAACUCUACUGGCCGUCCGAUCGCUUCGGCCGUGGCGCACGCCACUGUCUGUUUGACCUGCUGUUUCUGAGGCCACACCGUGAGUUGGUCUGAGUGGCUAGUGACGAAGUUUCCCAGGCGUUGUCACCCUGGAAGGAUUGCGGCUUGAGCGCGAAUCAGGGUACCGAGACACAGGCUCUGCUGCGAAGCUCAGUAUCUCGACGCGACGGAGCUCUAUCGAUCUUCAAUCAGUCUGCUCCAAUCAAAUGAGGAGACUGCCCUAGGACAGUGGUUAUCUUGCAAAUUGAGGGAAGAUACAAUGUUGUGGGGGAGCGAGAACCGUGCUUCUUACUGGCUCUGUAGCCAAGCCGGCUCCCGCCGAUAGCCUACAAAUGAGCCUUCAAGGCUUCCUGUCGUCCACAUGGCGCCGUUGUCUUAAGUUUCGUUUUCCCGUAAUUUGUUCCGAAGAGAAGGAAAUUCCGAUCGUUUUGAAGAGGACUAACGUCGCCUUACUGAACCCGAAUAACGCAAGAUCAACCUUGAAAGUCUUGCUUUCUUGAAUGAUUUGACGACUGCAAAGUUCAGAGAGAAAUCAUUUGGCCAGCUGUGAUUGAUGUUCGCUUUUACGAGAGGGUGUCUGAAUGAGCUGAAAAUGGAACGUUCCAUGUUGGCUGGAGCCAUGACAUGCCACACAGCCCCUGGUCCGGCAACGGCUCCCAUAAGUCGAAAUGGACUCGGCCGAGAGAGCGGCCGAGUUAUCUCGAAGAACUGAUGUGUGUCGUUCAAAGAUAACGAGUCGCUUGUUAUUCUAUGCAAUACUCUUUCAAAUAUCCCACGGAUAUGACCGUCAAUGCAACUCAUCAGAAGAACAAGUCUUUGUCUGUAAUUCAGGUUGCUAUGAUAGCGUCUGUUUUGUGCCCGAGUGUCCUGGGGAUAUAACCCAAGACAGCAUAGUCAAACCCAUGCUUGCCUCGCCUCGCCUUGCAUGUGCUUUGCUCGAUGCCGGCACCCCCUGUCCCCUGCUCCCAUUGAAUGAUGGAGAUCAUGCCGCAACUCCAUCUCGCACGAUCCAGUAAGCUCGUCAUCAGGUCCCUGAAAGCACUCACUACAGUGUACUCCAUAAUAUCACUCCAGAUGCCAUGAUGCCAUACGAGAUUUACGGUGUCUUUCUCAGGGGUCCAAUUGAAGCAGAUUGAUGAAGAGCAAGCCGCUGCCAAGGCUGAGAUCAGCAGUAGGGUCAAGCCACAUUGUACACGGUAAUCUGGUCCGCAUCCGCCGCGUCUCUAGCUAAAUGCUCCGAGACAUAGUCUACGGCCCAGCCGGUGCAUAUCGCUGGAUGCGGCAUCAUGUCUGACAACCUCUACAGCUAGCCUGCUUGAUGUGCCCCCUACGUGUUCCAUCCGUCCUUCUUUUCUUCCUUUCGAAGGACAGUGAUAAGGGGGGAAAUUCAAGGCAGCAAAGGGGAGCUGAGUUCUCGUGCUGAUAUUGAACUGUGUGUUCAUUGGACGGCUCCUGGUAGAUUGAGUCGACUCAUGACUUCAUGGUUCGUUGUCAGUUGCCCCCAGCAGAUAAAAAUAGCCAGAUCAAUGGCCAGGCUUUGCAGAUCUCUGAGCUGAUACAGAGGGGUUGAAGCUGAUAAGACAAAUGUGACCUUGUGUUAAGCGACUGGUCAGUCAUCAACGGGGGGGAACAACCCCCCCCGAACCGGAGUUAGACGUCAAUAUAAGCAUAUUUUUGUCACGGGAAUCCAAGGCGUCAACCCAAAGCCAUCAGUGGCAUUACGACCUGGGAUACGAUGUGCAGUCAAACCUUGAGUCAAAUCAACCUUUGCAACAAACAACAAACGGGCCGGUAACUCUAUCAACGUCGACCGUUGUCAUAUUUUGCCUGUAAAUGAAGAGUAGGUUGUAAAGAAGAUAAAUAAACAUGUCCCUGGAUGAGGGGAUCGUCACAGCACUUUUGAAAGCAUGGAAGAGGGUAGACAUGUCUAUGGGGAAGACAAGUCAACCAGUCAUUUUCCGAAGCUAUUGUUCUUUUUGCAAAAUGGGGAAGAUAAUAGAAUGUUGUUUGUAUACCUUAUGAAGGCAUUCUUGCAACAGAAUCAUGACGAUGGAAUCAGACGGUGUUGAUAAGAAUACGACAAAUGGCUUUUCAAUACGACAACAGUUGUUGCGGCGCAACAGAGCAAAAACAAACAGCAUUCUACGAGCGAGGGGGGUUCACGCAGCAACUGCCUCAAGUCGUACUCUGGAAAACAUCACCAUAUUCAAUGCCUCGUAAAAGCCAAGCCAGUGUUACCAAAUUGUAUGUUAUUCUAGACACAAGG